UGUGUGAGCCGAGUGUGUGAGCUGCGGCAGCAACGAUGCCUUCAGUUCAGUAUCUGAGAGAGUUCAUCAACGAGCGACUAACUGCUGCUGCUGAACAAAUAUUCUUGGAGUUUGAAAAAACGAUCGUCCAGUACGAGGAAGAGAUCGACCGUCAGCGCAGACUGCUGGAUAUCACCUGGAAACCCCAAAUCAAGCUGCACAGGACAGGUGAGUGUCCCUCUGAGGGAGGACAGGAGGAACCAGAAGCUCCACAGAUUAAAGAGGAACAGGAGGAACUGUGCAGCAGUCAGGAGGGAGAGCAGCUGGGACUGAAGGAGGAGACGGAUACCUUUAUGGUGACUGAAACUUAUGAGGAAAGUGACCACAGUGAACCAGAAGGAGACAGGGAGCAGCUUCUCUUUGAGAGUUCUGUGAACAACAACAGCAGAGAUCAGCGAGCAGAACAUUAUAAAGAAGCAAGAUCAACUAAAACCGUAGAGUCAGAGUCAAAAAAGAAGCAUCGGAAUAACAAUGCAGACAGCUCAGUUAUGUCAGAGAGCGAGAGUAACACAGGUACAGGUGUGAAGUCUGUAAAAUGUUACGUUUGUGAAAAAACUUUCAAGAAAAAAUCUCAGAUGCAGAUACAUUACAGAACGCACACAGGCGAGAAGCCGUAUUCAUGCAAAACAUGUGGGAAACGAUUCAGCCAAAACUGCCAUUUAUCUGUUCACAUGAAGAUCCACAAAGGGGAGAAACCGUUCCCCUGCAAUGUAUGUGAAAAAACCUUCCGAGACACACUAACACUGAAAUAUCACAUGAGGGUUCACACGGGCGAGAAGCCGUACUCAUGCACAAUUAGUGGGAAAGGUUUCUGUCAAAGUAAUAACUUAAACAUCCACAUGAGAACACACACGGGCGAGAGACCUUACCCCUGUCAAAUCUGUGAGAAAAGAUUCAUUGACUCCUCCACACUUAAAAGACACAUCAGAACUCAUACUGGUGAGAAGCCGUAUGUUUGCAAAACAUGUGGGAAAAGCUUCAUUCAGAAAAAUAUUCUGUCUGUCCACAUGAGGAUCCACACAGGCGAGAAAACACAUCCCUGUGAGCUCUGCGGAAAAAGCUUCCGGUCUCGUGAACUCUUGUUAGUCCACGUAAGAACACACUCAAAGUAGUAUUUCUGUGAGACUUGUGGGAAAAGUUUCAGUGAUCGUGGUAUUUUUACUGCCCACAUGAGAGGGCACUCAGGUGAGACGCUGUAG
Messenger RNA from Maylandia zebra (zebra mbuna), 1238 nucleotides. NCBI's taxonomy places the organism in Eukaryota, Metazoa, Chordata, Actinopteri, Cichliformes, Cichlidae. The record is from RefSeq and is a predicted model, not a curated record.